AUAGCGCGUCGGAAAUGUUGACAAUUGUGAGACACGUUUGAGCGGUGCUUGUUUUGCUUUAUGCAUCAUAAUGUCCAAGGAAUUAGGCGACUUACUCUGCCGUGCAUGUUUACAGGAGGAUGAACUAAUGGUAGACAUAUAUGAGAACGUGGAGGAAUUGCAAAUGAAUCUGUGUACGCUUCUGGAGUUAUGUGGAGACAUCAAGGUGGAAGAGUUGGAUGCAUACCCGAAAUAUUUGUGCCAGGAGUGUACCAAUGAACUGCUUGUGGCGGCCAAGUUUCGCCGAAAAUGCUUCGAGACGCAACAGACUUUGUCGGAGCUCGCCAACAAAGAGGAGUCAACAUUAACUGAGAGAGACGAGGAUUCAGUUGUUGAUGAAGAAAAUGAUGAAAUCAUAGAAGUCGAUGGUGAGGAGCAAUUGGCUCAAGAAAUUUCAGCCUCAAACGAGGUGGAGUGUGGAACAGAAACCAUUGCCUUGGCUGAAGUGCAGGAUAUUGAAGUUGGUAGUAGCAAGCACAGCAACCCGAUGUCCUACAACUGCGACGAUUGUGGCGCUCUAUUCCAUCAGCCAGCUACAUUGCAGCGGCACAUUGAGAAGACGCACACACCCAACAUUAUAUAUAGUUGCGACCAAUGCGGUCACAGCUUCACCCAACAGUGUAACCUUCAAGCCCAUAGCUGCGAUAAAACUGAGCAGUCGUCAGUUCCGCGAACUGACCGUCAUCGUUGCGUGCAUUGCGACAAAUGCUUCGCUUCCCCCGCUAGCCUUGUGAUGCAUAUGCGAUUGCACACCGGCGAACGCCCGUUUGUGUGUGACGUUUGUCCAAAGAGUUUCAAGACGAAUGCCGCUCUAGUAACGCAUCAAAAGCGCCACUUACAGCUGGCUCAAUACAGCUGUCCGCAUUGUGGAAAGUGCUUUGUCGAGUCCAGUAAUUUGAAGCGUCACAUUGUCUCUCUACAUACCGGAGAACGUCCCCACAGCUGCACAAUAUGCCAGCGCAGCUUCUCGCGCGUCUACUUGCUGGAACUCCAUAUGCGUACGCACACGGGCGAGCGUCCAUACGCCUGCUCAAUGUGCGAUCGACGCUUUGCUCAGCAAGGUGUGCUCCGCACCCACGAGCGCACUCACACUGGCCAGCGUAUGCACAGCUGCAGUGUUUGUGGCAGAAGCUUUAGUCGUGCCAUUCAGCUGAGGCGGCACAGAUGCAAAGGAGAAACGCACACUGAUCGGACACAAGAGGAGGAUGAGCGACAAUUGGAGCUGGAGACUGCAGAACAGUUGGAGCACGGCUCGGAGCAGGGAAAUUUGCCGCCCGGUCACUUUGAAUGCUUCGUGAUAAGUGAAGAGGUUGUUAGCGCCGACGACGAUCCAACCACCUGGUGCCUAGCAACAUCAAAAUAAUAUUUAAUAAUAAUUACUACUUUGAAUCUGUGAUUCAUACAAGAUUCUAAUAAUAGAAUAUAGAAUAUAAUAUUCGUAGAAGCUAUGCGUCGGUCUGAUUUCGUUCAUUGCUUGAGCAUGACGCUCUAUUCUGUCUGCUGAGCUGGUUUUGUUGUGGCUCUGUAUUGUUGCAGGUGAGCUGACAAGAUCGAGAAAUAAAGCUGUAAUCUGCACAUAUUUCAGCACAAAGAGAGAGUGCUCUAAGUUAGUAUAUACAAUAUAUAGUAUAUAGUUUACAUAUAUGAAAAUUUAU
Scaptodrosophila lebanonensis is the source of this 1694-nucleotide messenger RNA. RefSeq names its product zinc finger protein 771. The transcript has 2 exons. NCBI's taxonomy places the organism in Eukaryota, Metazoa, Arthropoda, Insecta, Diptera, Drosophilidae. Gene Ontology annotation, biological process: regulation of transcription by RNA polymerase II. Gene Ontology annotation, cellular component: nucleus. Gene Ontology annotation, molecular function: RNA polymerase II cis-regulatory region sequence-specific DNA binding; zinc ion binding; DNA-binding transcription factor activity. Bases 71 to 1402 code for a protein of 443 amino acids. The record is from RefSeq and is a predicted model, not a curated record.